Ostreobium quekettii is the source of this 6144-nucleotide messenger RNA. NCBI's taxonomy places the organism in Eukaryota, Viridiplantae, Chlorophyta, Ulvophyceae, Bryopsidales, Ostreobiaceae. The record is from the annotation of a GenBank genome assembly.
AUGGAGGCGCCCGUCUUCAGACCCACCGAGCAGGAGUUCGCAGACCCCCUGGCAUUCAUCGCCGGGGUGCGGGAGGCGGCCGAGCCCUGCGGGAUUUGCCGCAUAGUGCCCCCGCCGGGGUGGAAGCCCCCCUUCUGCCUUGACCCCAAGCGGGUGAGGUUCCGCACGCGGGCGCAGGUGCUCAACCAGCUGCAGAGCAGGCGGCUGGAGGCCUGCGAGGCGGACUCCUUCUGGGCGGAGUACAGGAAAUUCGCGCAGGGGCUGGGCAGGCCGCACCAGCGCAACCCCAUUCUCGGUGGCCGGGAGGUGGACCUGUACCGGCUCUCCAAGGCGGUGUCCCUGCGUGGGGGCUUCGAAAAGGUGACUGCCAAGAAGGAAUGGAAGGACGUGGCCAGGGCGGUGCAGGUGCACCUGGGCAACGGCAACACUUCCUACAGCCUGCGCAACCUCUACCAGAAGCACCUGCUGGAAUUCGAGCGCCACAUGGCAGCUGAUGGGGGCGCCGCGGCGACGCCCCCCCGCACGCCAUCGCCGCCGCACAGGCCGGGGCCGGCGCCCCACUCCGAGGGCCCCAUCGCCAACCUGUGCCAGGCGGCCGCCCAGAUGGCCAGGCAGGAGGGGCUGCAGAUGCCCGAGAGCGCCGCAUCCAGGGCCAGCUCCCGGCGGGCUAGCCUCACGAGCGGCGACGAGGAGGCGGUGGACGCCCUGCUGGUGCUGGGCGCUGCGGCGGAGCAGCUCCAGGAGCCCAAGGCCAAAAAGUCAAAAUUCGGCCAGGGGGACGUGUCAGAGGUGGGCGGCCCGUCCGCGGCUCUGGACACCCCCCUGGCGCCCAUCCGGGUGCCGGACAACAUCCACACGCUGCUGUGUGAGCUCUGCGAGGGUGGGCACCACGAGAACCAGAUCGUGCUGUGCGACGAAUGCGACCGGGGCUACCACCUGUUCUGCAUGGUGCCGCCCCUGGAACGGGUGCCCGAGGGCGAUUGGUUCUGCCCCAAGUGCCUGGCCAAGAAGACGGAGAGGUGUGCGUUCAAGGAUGGGCCGGAGCUGACGCUGGCGGAGUUUUCCGAAAUGGCCAGGGCCUUCGAGAGGAACUACUGGGGCGGGGCGCAGGCCGCCCAGAGGGUAACCCCGCAGAAGCUCGAGGAGGAGUUUUGGACCAUCGUGGAAAAGGGUGAAGAUUUGGUGGAGGUGUUCUACGGCGCGGACAUCGACACCAAGGUCCACGGCAGCGGGUUCCCAAAGGGGCAGGACACCUACGGCGCCCACCCCUGGAAUCUCAACAACCUCCCCAAAAACCCGAACAGCCUUUUGAAGCACAUACCCGACGACAUACCCGGCGUCGUCGUGCCCUGGAUGUACGUGGGCAUGCAAUUCAGCUCCUUCUGCUGGCACGUGGAAGAUCACAUGUUCUACAGCAUCAACUACCUCCACUGGGGGGCGCCCAAGCGGUGGUAUGGCGUGCCAUCGCGGGGGGCGGCAAAGCUGGAGGAGGCCAUGAGGACGCACUUGGCCGACCAGUUUGACGCCUGCCCCGAUCUGCUGUUCAAUUUGGUGACCAUGAUGAACCCACAGGUGUUGCGCAACUGCGGGGUGCCUGUCUACGAGGCGAUCCAGGAGGAAGGCGAGUUCGUUGUGACCUUCCCCAAUGCGUACCACGCCGGGUUCAACAUGGGCUUGAACUGUGCAGAAGCGGUGAACUUCGCUCCGGUGGACUGGCUGCGUUUUGGAAAGGCAUCCUGUGACCGUUACAGGAGCUUCAGGCGGCAAGGGGUGGUUGCCCAUGAAGAGCUGCUGCUGCGGGCUGCUCAGGAGCUCCAGGGUGCAAAGGCGUCCCCCCUCCUGCAGUGUGAAAUCAACAGGGUUGUCUCCAGUGAAGCACUCCUGCGGCAUCGCCAUUGGUCCAACGGUUUGCGCAAAUUCGUGAAGAUCAAAUCCGCUAUUGGACUGAAAGAGGGCGACGAGGAGGAUGCUACCUGUUCAAUCUGCCGCCAGUAUCUCCAUCUGUCAGCGGUCACAUGCGCAUCGUGCCCAGGGCGGUAUGUAUGCCUUCUCCACAUGUCCCAGCUCUGUGAGUGCAACGUCUCACAAUACACCCUGCUCUACAGACAUCCACUCCUCCAGUUGGAGGAGAUCUCAGACUCUGUGCGCGUCAAGGAAGAGGAAGUCCAUACCUGUGGUCCAGAGGAAGCCAAGGUAGAAACCAAAAUAGAAGCCAAGGAAGACACCAGUGAUGGACAGGUGGUAGGCGCCAUGAACAGGGUGGGCACGCCUGAUGACCCAGUCCAGGUUGAUGCCGCUGGUGGUGUUGUGGACGCUGCAUCGCCCCCUCAGAGGCCUGUGACUGUCAAGUUCACAUUCAACGGCAGGAAAGGAAAGAAGCGGGGCAGGGAGGGCACCAUGCUCCCAAACACAGAAACGAUGGCCUCGUUCCGGGGAUUCCUGGCUGCAUGGAAGCAGAGAGCAGAGAAUGUCAUAAAAAAUGGCGGCUCCCGGGUUGCAGAGAUUGACAAUCUGCUCAACGACUCUGAGCAGUUUCUGUGGGCUGGAUCUGAGGUUGGGGACGCCAGGAAGCUGCGCGAAAAGCUGCUCAGCGCCAAGGACUGGGUGGCCACUGUGAAGAGGUGCUCUGGUCAUCGUGCCAAGCUAGAGGACCUUGAAAAGGUGGUGAGCUGGCAGCCACCCCCUGCUCGGUUCUCCAACCUGAGCGCCCUGCGCUCGUUGUAUGAAGCCAGCCGGGAUUGGGUGGCGAGAUGCGCAGAGCAAGGAGACAAAGUGAUGAGCGUGGAUGCUCUGGAGGUGUUGGUGACAAAGGGGCAGUCACUGAACGUCGACUUCCCUCAACUCCCUGGGAUGGAGACACGACUGAAGAAUGCCCUUGAUGUUCGGUCCACCCUGCAGAAUAUUCUGAACAUGGGCCCAGAUUCCUGUGGUGUCCGUGCAGAUGCUGUCCAUCUCAGGCGACUGCAGCAGCGGGCGUCUCACGCUGGCGUGGAGAUGCCUGAACUGCAGGGCGUCCAGAAAUUGCUGGAAGCUGUACAGAAGUGGCAGGACAAGGUGAGACAGAGGCUGGGGAUGACGGUGCCACUCCCUGAGCUGAGGGAGCUCCUUGAGGAGGCGAUGGAGCUCAGGGCGUACACCCCUGAGGUGGGAACGCUGCAAGUGCUGAUCAAAAAAGCUGAGGACUGGAGUGCACUGGCUGCUGCGAGCGUGAAACGCCAGGACUCAUUGAAGAAGAUGCGCGAGGUUCUCCACAGUGGAGAGCGCCUUGGAGUGGUUAUGAAGGAGGUGGAAGAGCUCAGAGGGGUGCUGCGCCGCCGUGAGUGGGAAGCAUCUGCAAAGCGUGCACAGAACAACCGGCAGACGAUUGCAUCACUUCAGGAGAUUUUGGCAGAGGCAAUAUCGUUUGGCGCUGAAGACUCUGAGCUGUAUGCAGCACUUUCCAACCGGCUGACAAAGGCAAUGGCGUGGAAUGAGCAGGUUUCGGCACUCAUGAAGGCUCUAGAUGACGACUCUACCCAUGAGGGUGACAAACCAUCGCUUGAAGACCUGGAAGCACUGGUGAAGGCAGGCACUGCGCUGCAUUUGCGGAUGGAGACCAUGCAGAGGACGACAUCCUUAUUGGCCAGCUGUAACGCCUUGAAAUCGCGUGCUGCGAAAAUUGCAUCGCGCAUUGGGACAACCUCGCCCCCACACUUGGAGGAAGCUGCAAAGGUCUUUGAAGAUGCUCUAGGUCUCAAGUUAAAGAUUCCUCAACUUGAGGAACUGCGUACCAGUUUUGACAAGACCACAGCUUGGUGUGGAAAAGCCAGGGCAGUGCUUGAAGGCUGGUCAACGGAGCCCAGUGGCCCUGCCCUGGGAGAGCUGUGUGGUGAGGCUGGUGGCUUGCACUUCAAGACGGACGAAAUGGACGAUGUCCUGGCCCUGGACGCCAGAAUGCGAAUUCAGGCUCUCAUUGGAAGAGUGUUUGCUGAUCAUGUGGCAGCAGACAUCCCCUGUGGAUGGAAUGACCAGCUGGUGCCCCUUGAUGUGCAGCACGCGUCACCAAUCACGGCCCUGAAGGCCAUGUUCUCGGAUGCUGUGCAAGCACAGACUGCUGGACAGCGCGUGUCGCUGCCCGAUCGGCCAGAGCCAGAGGCAGGUUUUGCCCUGCUUCGCAUUGCAGAGGAGGUUGGCGUCUCGGAGAGCAUCAGAUCGGAGGUGGAUCAGAUUUUGCAGACUGCAGUGCAUGUUCAGAGCCAGAUGAAGCAGGCCUUGCAGGCACCCAGCCACAAUGGGUUUGUGGCUGCGAAGAAGACAGUGGAUGAGGUGUUCAGUUUGCUUGGGGAGGCUCUGAAGUCCCCCUUCCGACUUGAGGGCAUUAUUGAGCUUGAGGAGAUCAUUGACAAGCACAGGCGCUGGGAAACACGUGCAAAGGAGGUUAUAUUACGUCAGGACAAGGCCCGUCUUCCCUGGAGUGAGGCUCAAGGUUUGAUUCAGGAGCUGCAGAAGAGCCCAGUCUCUGCGGGCAGCCUUGGCGAGCGCCUCAGCUCCUUUGCAGAUAAUGUCAAGGCCUUCAUGGACCAACUGAAGUGCGACGUUGCUCGUCCAGGCGGGGGCUCCAAGAUGGGGCAGGUCUUCGGACAUUUGGUAUCCUCAGUCCGCACAGUUCACAGGCGUGUUGACUGCACCGACAUGGGCAGCACAACUGACUGCAAUGGGCACGACGCACCAAGGCAAACUGACGACUGCCUUUGCUUCCAGUCCAGAGGAAACGAGGCAGCACUGAGCUGCAGUGACUGCAAGGAGUGGUUCCACGCGAAGUGUGUGGGUGCUCCUGUCGCACAGAGCAAGUCGAAGAAAUGGGUGUGCCCAUUGUGCCAGGCGGCGAGGGGCCAUCCGGAGGCCCUCGCUGUGUGCUCGGGGAAGUUGCGGAAGACGGGGAGACCCAGCCUGACGAAGCUUGAGGCGUUGCUGCAGGGGGCCAGGGCCCUGGAGGUUUGCAUUCCAGAGGAGGAACAGCUCUCAGAGAUAGUUACUCUCUUCAAUUCCUGGCAGGCUCGGGUUCUCGGUCUUUUAGACAGCAAUGACGAAGCGCGGAAGCUUCAGGCGGGCGACGCCCCUGCGGUGCCGGAGGCGGUGCUACGCAGCGUCCUGAAGGGCGUGCUGCACGUCGAGGUGGACGCAUCCUGGCUGCUGGAGAGGGUCAGCGAGGCGCUCAGGUCCGAGCGGUGGCGACGGAAGGCCGCGGCGACCGUCAAGAACUCGCUCAAGCCGCCCAUCGACUCCCUGCAGCGCCUGCUGGGCGAGGGCUGCGCACUGCACAUCGACCCCAGCAAGGACGCCACCUUCCUGUCCAUACAGGCCUCCGUGUCCCAGGGCCGCCAGUGGACGGACCGCGCCCAAACGCUUUACGGCGACCUGCGCCGCUGCUCCGGGCAGCCCAUCGACGACCGCAACUCGGAGCUGCUUCGCCGCAUCCGCGACCACGUCGCCGCGGCGGAGGCAGUGCCCUGCCGCGUGGACGCCACCCUGCUGGAGGGUCUGCGCGAGAAGUCGAUGCCCUACUGCCUGUGCGCCACGGUCUACGACGAGAACCGGCCCAUGCUGGGCUGCGAAUUCUGCGACCGGUGGUACCACUACGAGUGCGUGGGCCUCAAGUCGCCGCAGGAGCACGAGGUGGACGAGGAGGUCGCGCCGGACAACUACAGGUGCCCGCACUGCUGCAUGGAAGCCGCGCAGGCCUACCCGCACUGCCUGCAGCGCGACCACGCCGACGCCCUGGCGCGCCAGUACGGCCGACAGGCGCCCGAAAGAGACUCGGGGUCAAUCUCGGGGCAUAUGGAUGGCUGCAAGCGGGAGAAUGGUGAUCCGUGCGCCGGGAGUGUGGAGCGCGGUGCGGCGUCUGAGGCUGGGACGUCGGAUGGGGGCAGCCCGCUGUUGGCGGGGCCCAGCGGGGGAUGCGCGGGCGGUUCGGGCAACGGGCGCCCGCUGGGCAUCAGCCCCGCGGCGGUGGACGAGUUCAUGGUGGCGCUGGGCGUGCCGUCGGCGGGGGGGCUGGUGAUGACGGUGGAGGACCAGCUGCGUGCGCUGGACGUGCUGGAGCAGAUGAUCAAGAACAAGAAGGAGGAGCUGCGGGCGCAGCUGUGCGGCAACGGCCGGCGCUGA